Molecule: messenger RNA, 2814 nt
Organism: Olea europaea var. sylvestris
Lineage: Eukaryota; Viridiplantae; Streptophyta; Magnoliopsida; Lamiales; Oleaceae
Exons: 6
Coding region: 1-2814 (937 amino acids)
Biological process (GO): DNA integration
Molecular function (GO): nucleic acid binding
Source: RefSeq, a predicted model, not a curated record
AUGGAAGCCAAUAACCAAUUUAUGCGAAGGACGAAAACAACGCUUCAAGAUCAAACUGCAGCGAUCAAGAACUUGGAGACACAAGUGGGACAGAUAGCAAUUUCCAUGACGGGUAGAGCACCGGGAAACCUACCCAGCAAUACUGAAAUUAACCCUAAGGAGCAUGCAAAGGCUAUAACAACCAGAAGUGGAGUACAAUUGCCGGAACCACAUGUAAAAAGUUCGGGAGCCAACAAGGAAUCAACACCAACCUUGGAGGAAGAAAUUGUGGAGCAAACUGAUAAUGCAAUAGGAGAUGAGGUUAAGAGGAAUUCCGAGACAUCACAGGGUAAAAAUACUAAUCCUGUUAACCCUCAUGAGCCUCCUAUUCCGUUUCCACAAAGGUUGAGAAAGCAUAAAAUGGAGCAGCAAUACAAUAAGGAUGUUCCACUCAUUUUGGGGCAACCUUUCUUAGCCACUGGGAGAGCGAUUGUAGAUGUUCAGAAGGGGCAGCUGAUAUUGAGGCUUGGUGAUGAGCAAAUCUCAUUCAACAUGUUGGAGAGAUUAGCAGGGCAUUCGUACUACUAUUUCCUAGAUGGGUACUCCGGGUAUAAUCAGAUUCCAGUGGCACCAGACGAUCAGGAGAAGACCACUUUCACUUGUCCCUAUGGCACCUUUGCAUACAGAAGGAUGCCAUUUGGAUUAUGCAACGCUCCCGCUACCUUUCAGCGCUGCAUGAUGGCUAUUUUCUCAGACAUGAUUGAGAAAUUCAUCGAGGUAUUCAUGGAUUACUUCUCUGUGUUUGGAUAUUCAUUUGAUGAGUGCUUGGAGCAUCUAAGUCUUGUGCUACAACAGUGUACGGAGACCAACUUGGUGUUAAAUAGGGAGAAAUGUCACUUUAUGGCACAAGAAGGCAUCGUACUUGGAUUCUACAGAAGGUUUAUCAAGAAUUUUUCAAAAAUUACCAAACCUCUGUGCUGUUUACUGAUGAAGGAAUCCACAUUUGAGUUUACUGAUGAGUAUCUGCAGGCCUUUAACACUUUGAAAGAAAAGUUGACUUCAACACCUGUAAUUAUCACACCGGAUUGGAAUCUGUCAUUUGAAUUAAUGUGUGACGCCAGUGAUUAUGCUGUGGGAGUCGUGUUGGGUCAACGAAGGAAUAAGGUAUUUCACGUGAUCUACUAUGCAAGUAAGACUUUGAACGAUGCUCAGUUAAAUUAUGCCACUACGGAGAAAGAGCUUCUUGCUAUAGUCUAUGCAUUUGACAAAUUUCGAUCAUACCUUGUGGGGUCGAAGGUCAUAGUCUACACAGAUCAUGCCGCUAUCAGGUACUUAAUGGAAAAGAAGGAUGCUAAGCCACGUCUCAUUCGUUGGAUAUUACUACUUCAAGAGUUUGACUUGGAAAUUAAGGAUAAGAAAGGCAGUGAAAACAUGGUGGCGGACCACCUAUCUCGGCUUGAGGACACAGAACGGACAGAGAUAGUGGAAAUAAAUGAAAUCUUCCCAGACGAACAGAUUUUUGGUGUGAUGGAAACACCCUGGUAUGUAGAUAUAGUUAACUAUUUAGCCAGGUCUAUCAUACCGCCAGAUUAUUCCAGUCACCAGAAGAAGAAAUUCUUCGUGGAAUUAUUCGACGUCUGGGGGAUCGACUUCAUGGGACCAUUUCCAACAUCUUUUUCAAAUCAAUACAUAUUAGUGGCUGUGGAUUAUGUAUCGAAGUGGGUCGAGGCUGUUGCACUACCUACUAAUGAUGGGAAAGUGGUGAUUGAGUUUUUAAAGAAGAACAUUUUUACCCGAUUUGGAACACCAAGAGCCAUAAUCAUUGAUGGGGGCACACAUUUCUGCAAUCGUCAGUUCGAGCAGUUGUUAGCGAAAUAUGGCGUUAAGCACCGUAUAGCUACCACAUACCAUCCCCAAACUAGCGGACAGGUCGAAGUAUCAAAUAAGCAAUUGAAGCGAAUACUCGAAGUCACAGUCAACUCAUCACGAAAGGAUUGGUCAAAGAAACUGGAUGAUGCCUUGUGGGCCUAUAGGACUGCAUUCAAGACCCCUAUAGGAAUGUCACCAUAUCGACUGGUUUUUGGGAAAGCAUGUCACCUACCUCUUGAGAUCGAACAUCAUGCCUACUGGGCAAUGAAGAAGUUGAACUUGGAUUUGAAGGCUGCGGGUGAAAAAUGGCUGUUACAACUGAAUGAACUGGAUGAGCUCAAAAUGGAAGCCUACGAGAACUCAAAGAUCUACAAAGAGCGCACCAAGAAAUGGCAUGACAUGCAUAUCCAGAGACGUGACUUUAAGGUGGGGCAAAAAGUGCUACUCUACAACUCCAGGCUUAAACUGUUUUCAGGAAAAUUGAGAUCGAGAUGGUCUGGUCCAUAUACCAUUACACAGGUGUUUCCACAUGGGGCAAUUGAGAUCACUCACGACAGCAAGGGGACAUUCAAAGUUAAUAGACAGUGUUUGAAACACUAUUGGGGCGGUGAUUUCUCAAAGGACAAGAUGCCUCCUAAAAGAACUUCAAAGGGAAAAGAGAAAGUCGGCUCCUCAUCUGGAACGGCCCGAACAAGAGAACCCGAAGGGGGUGUUCGAAGAUUCCUUUCAUCAGAUACAGCUGCCCGUUAUGCCAAUGUUGUGCGUAAUUGGGCAAUCAUUCCCGAGAGGCCAGUUAAGCUAGAAGAUUUUUCCAACUUUGAAAUAUCAUAUCUGAUUCACAACUGUGGCUGGGAAAAGGUGAUAGAAAGACCUCAUCCGGUAUAUGAGAAUCUAGCAAAGGAGUUUUAUGCAAAUUUCAACACAGAAAUCGACACUCCCGGAUCGGAGCACUUACAUCAGACAUAG